CCGGGGAGGUUUUGGAGGUGUUGACUUGGCUGGAGGACUCUUAUUUCAUUGUCAUAAUUAACCAAGGACGGUGUUUUAAAUGGCUAAAACGUACGAUUAUCUGUUCAAACUUCUGCUGAUCGGAGAUAGCGGUGUCGGGAAGACAUGUUUACUCUUCAGGUUCAGCGAAGACGCCUUCAACACCACCUUUAUUUCAACAAUCGGAAUUGAUUUCAAAAUAAGAACAAUAGAGCUAAACGGGAAGAGAGUAAAGCUGCAGAUAUGGGACACAGCUGGCCAGGAGCGGUUUAGGACAAUCACUACAGCCUAUUACAGAGGGGCCAUGGGCAUUAUGUUAGUGUAUGACAUCUGCAAUGAGAAGUCCUUUGAGAACAUAAAGAACUGGAUCCGGAACAUUGAGGAGCACGCGUCAUCUGAUGUGGAAAAGAUGAUCCUGGGAAAUAAAUGUGACAUGACUGACCGAAGACAGGUGUCUAGAGAACGAGGGGAGAAGUUGGCAAUAGAUUAUGGAGUGAAGUUCUUGGAGACGAGUGCAAAGUCCAGCUUAAAUGUGGAAGAGGCAUUUUAUACUGUGGCAAGAGACAUCAUGGACAGCCUGGACAGUAAAACGAGUGACACCGAUCCACCAGGAGGGGGCACCGGAGGAGCAGUUAAAAUCACAGAGAAGCGAAUCUCCUCCAAGAAGAUCAAAUCACUGCUCAAGUGCUCUCUGCUUUAGUGGGUCUGGUUAUAGAUCUGUUGUUUCUAGAUGGCGGUUGUUACUGUAACACCCAUAGAGUUGUGGUCAGUGGAUCAGCUGGGACGUUUGCUGGAUGUCCUGCUGGCCAUCACUCAGACAUCUGUGCCUCCAGGGCUUUAUAGAACCAGCUGAGGUCACCUGAUGACCACCACUGUCUAAACACAGCAGGACCUGAGGAAGAUGUAGGUCCUGUAACAAUGUUCCUGUAACAAUGUCUGUUCAUGACUUACCUGUCUACUGAGCUCUGACAUCACGCAACAUCUUGCUGGUCAAGGGAGGAAACAAUGACAAUCCAUUUGUGUUGUCAGUCUGCUGUCUGUCUGUCAGUGCUGCUUGUCUGUCUGUGUGUUUGUGUCUAUCUAUCUCUUGUUCGUAUGUCGGUUUCUGUCCGUCUGUCUGGCUGGCAUUCAACCUCCUCCUUCAGACUAUAGGAAUCAGAAUUAUACCAGACAGAGAUAACAUUGGUCAUUUAAUUGUAAUUCUUUGUGAUAUUUUAAACCCCUAUUGAGAUUUGUCAGAAUAUGCAAAUCUGUCACUUUUACAUCCAGCUGUCAAAUGUAGGUUUUGUACAGAGAUGCAUAUUCAUGUGAUGGUUGUACAGGGACAUGUUGUUAUGAUGCAUAUUCAUGUGAUGGUUGUACAGGGACAUGUUGUUAUGAUGCAUAUUCAUAUGAUGGUUGUACAGGGACAUGUUGUUAUGAUGCAUAUUCAUGUGAUGGUUGUACAGGGACAUGUUGUUAUGAUGCAUAUUCAUGUGAUGAUGGUUGUACAGGGACAUGUUGUUAUGAUGCAUAUUCAUGUGAUGGUUGUACAGGGACAUGUUGUUAUGAUGCAUAUUCAUGUGAUGAUGGUUGUACAGGGACAUGUUGUUAUGAUGCAUAUUCAUAUGAUGGUUGUACAGGGACAUGUUGUUAUGAUGCAUAUUCAUGUGAUGAUGGUUGUACAGGGACAUGUUGUUGUGAUGCAUAUUCAUGUGAUGAUGGUUGUACAGGAACAUGUUAUGAUGCAUAUUCAUGUGAUGGUUGUACAGGGACAUGUUGUUAUGAUGCAUAUUCAUGUGAUGAUGGUUGUACAGGGACAUGUUGUUAUGAUGCAUAUUCAUGUGAUGAUGGUUGUACAGGAACAUGUUAUGAUGCAUAUUCAUGUGAUGAUGGUUGUACAGGGACAUGUUGUUGUGAUGCUUAUUCAUGUGAUGAUGGUUGUACAGGGACAUGUUGUUAUGAUGCAUGUUCAUGUGAUCAUGGUUGUACAGGAACAUGUUAUGAUGCAUAUUCAUGUGAUCAUGGUUGUACAGGGACAGUAUUAGUUGCAUGUACUAUUUCAGAGUAUUUGCGUGUCUUUGGAAAGUUACAUAAUUCUUGUCCUGUUUGUUAAAUAACUUUUAUUUCUAUGUGCACUAUAAGCCAGUUAAUGUUUUGUGUCUUCUUCCAUUUGUUGGACUUGGUCAUGUUUGCCAUAAUUGCAGUAUUAGCUUAUAGUCUAUAUGAAGGUUUAAAGAACAAUAUCAGAAUCAUUUCAAUAUUAUUGAUGUGACACCUGAGAGAGAACCUCUCUCCAUUACCUUUUAGGUGUGGUCCCAGACUGUGCCCUCAUAAAUAUUUAUUAAUCUAAUGUUGUUUGUAGGCAGCAGGUUGGUAAUAAAAAAAGACAUACAACUGUUUGAAAAGUAAAGGUUGUAUUAAAGUUUCAAUACAGUC
Molecule: messenger RNA, 2436 nt
Organism: Esox lucius (northern pike)
Lineage: Eukaryota; Metazoa; Chordata; Actinopteri; Esociformes; Esocidae
Product: ras-related protein Rab-8B
Exons: 8
Coding region: 80-718 (212 amino acids)
Biological process (GO): protein localization to plasma membrane; protein secretion; Golgi vesicle fusion to target membrane
Cellular component (GO): trans-Golgi network transport vesicle; endosome; plasma membrane
Molecular function (GO): GTPase activity; GTP binding
Source: RefSeq, a predicted model, not a curated record